GCGUAUCUUAGCAACGGAACGCUUCUGUUAGCAGAGUGUCGCUGUUACCGGAAGACAUUUUUUAUUGGUUGAUAUCGAUAUAAAAGUAAUUCCAGGAGACAUGGCAGAAGCGAAUGGAGCAGAAAGUGAAACUGAGUGUGGAACACAUGUUGGAGAGGAGACAUCUGUGGAUGAUCAGGUGGAAAAAGAAAAAGAGCUCCACACAGAAAAUAAGAAUGAUAGAGAGAUGGAAGGAGAUAACCCAUCCAGCCACGUGUACACAGCUACCACAGUGUCCCUCAAAGCUGAAACAGAGAAGCGCCUUCUAACUCACCCACUGACUCUGAACUGGGCGUUUGGGAUCAACAGGUCCCUCCCUGUCUUUAGCCUCUUGGAUGAAGACCGUCUUGUCAUCCUGUACGCUUGUUCUAACGUAGCUGUCAUACAUGACCACACGUCUAAUUCGCAACAUCUGCUGCAGGGUCACCGCAACCCCAUUUCCUGCCUGUGUGUCAGUGAGGACAGACGCUGGAUUGUGAGCGCUGACCAGGGUCCCGACAGCCUUGUGAUCAUAUGGGACUCGUAUACAGGGAUCCCUGUUCACACCAUGUUCGACUGUCAUCCUGAGGGUGGUGUUCAUGCUGUGGCGUUGUCCAAGGAUUCGAAAUAUCUGGCGACCGUUGGAGCCGGAACAGUUCAGAAAGUCUGCAUCUGGGAUUGGACUAAUGAGACUGAAGGUCCGGAAUGCCAGGUAGACAUCAACUCAAAGCUUGGUUGCCAGAAACACAUCGUUUUCAACCCUACUGACAGCACAAGGCUUCUCAGUAACAGUGCAAAUCAUGUCGUCUUUUACACCUGGGAGAAAGAAUCCAUGCGAUAUGAAGCUCCUGAAAUUUCCAAGACAUUCAAAACAGCAGUGGGUUGCAUAAGUCAGACCGUUUUCCACGUUGGAGGCAUGCAGGCGUUCUCAUGUACGCUGGCAGGGAACAUGGUGGUGUUCGAUAUGCUGAGGUCGAGCCCAGGGCAAGGGCAUACUAUGCGAGCCACUAAAUUAGUCCCACUACAGAAGGAUGGGAUUACUGUGAUGACAUGGUGUGACAGCUUUCUUGUGACAGGAGAUGUUAAAGGCCAUAUCCGAUUCUAUGAUGAAAACCUCAAGAGUGUUACCUGCUUAAUCGACUUCGAUUUAGACCCCAUCACAUCCAUUUCCCUGUCCAAGGAAGUUCCAGACGUUAGUGGUGGCGCAUUUACAGAAGAUUGCAUCCUGAACGCAGCACCGUUUGUCAGUAGAAAUCUUGUCCUGUCGACCGCGAGGGCCUCUGUAGUGCACGUUAAAGUACAAAGCAGGACCGCUCAGACUUUAAUGCGAGAACAUGCAGAGCCACUGAACGCAGUAGCCUGUCACCCUAAACAUGCUCUCGUAGCUAUGGGCAGCCACAGCGGCAUCCUGAAGGUUUGGGACUACGAGCGCAAAGUGACUGUUUGCAGCAAAAUGUUUCACACAGAAGAGCAGAUCCAUUGCAUCGCCUAUGAUCCUCAAGGCUUUUACCUGGCUGUCGGCUUUGUCAGCGGGCUUGUGAAGAUUCUGGAUCCGUGUACUUUAGAAGAAGAAGGAGAAGGGAGCUUUAAAUACAGCCAAGACUGCAUUACCCAUCUCACGUUCUCUCACGACUCCUCUUACCUGGCCGCUGCGGACACAGGGAAAGCUGUGAUGGUGUUUCAUCUAUAUAAGGAAAGAUCUCAGUGUGUGUGGCAGUACCUCGGGAGGCAUCGUUCACACUACAAGCCUAUUCAGGACCUGUUGUUCGGGGUGUACCUGGACAGCACCAAGCCACGCCUGCUCUCGCUGGGAAUGGAUCGUAGACUAGUCGAGUACGACCUGGCGAACAGCACAAAGGACGAUUUGUUGAUCCUCAGCUCAGAACGCGUCGAGCAAAGUGCCGUCCCUACGUGCAUGGCCUGGUAUCCACCUUUAACCACGGAGCACUUCUUACUGUUCGCAUCUGACCAGUACAAACUGAAACUACUCAAUGGCACCACAAAGAUGUGCAGAAAAACAGUUCUUGGACCCACAUAUGGUUCUCCAGUAAAAAAGAUACUGAUCCUGCCACCCUCUAACGACGGAGAUCCGAAUUCCCGUUACAUGGCUUAUAUAACGCAAAACAUGGUUGGGCUCCAGAUCCUGCCUGUCGACGGGAACCCACACAAGUCCUCAGCCCUGAUAUGUCACUCUUCAGGUGUCUCGCAUCUGGCUUGCUCGCACGACGGCAGAUACGUUUUCACCGCCGGCGGCGAGGACACCGCUGUCUUCUUGUGGGAGAUCAGCCGACCUGCUUUGGAGGCAGCCGCUGCUUUGGGAGGAAAAGACCUGCUUCCUUUUUAUACUCUUUUAGAAGGAGGGCAAGAUGGAGAGCUUUUUGAGGCCAUAAAGGAUUUGUUUUAUUACUGUCAGUUGCGCAGUCAGGGCAUCGACUCGAGGGAAACUAAAAAAGUGUCUACUCGUAUCCCUCUUUCCGAAGUUCCCUUUCUCACCAGAGCACUUGGAUUUUACCCAACAGAGCAAGAGUUGGAAGGUAUGCAGAACGAGGUCAAAUUCAGUCGUUAUGCUGAGACAGAAAAGUAUGUAUCUGGCCUUGACCUGGAGGAGUUUAUUAAGUUGUAUAUCAACCAUCGGCCGGCCUUUGAAAUCUCCAAGAAAGACCUCCACAAGGCUUUUCAGGUGCUGGGUGUGACACAGGAAAACAGCAAACCGGUUAUCACCCGAGAAGUGCUCCUGGAGUUACUCCAGACUAGAGGUGAACACAUGACUGAGGAGGAACUGGCAGAAUGCUUUGUGACCUUGUUGGGCUUCAGUGUGGAAGAAGGACAGUCUGAAACGCAGAUGUUUGAGUCUAAAGUCUCAGAGUUACUGUUGGAAAGCGAGCUCCCCCCAUACAUCACCAUGGACACGUUUGCUGCAGACAUCCUGGGAUUUCCCAUGAGUACUCAGGAGCUCCCUGCACAACAGCAGCCCCUCUCCUCGGGGGCUUCUGAAGUCUCUUUUGAGACGGUGUGAGCGCUUUCGGUUCAGGGGAUACGACAUGGAACACUGUAGCAGUUCGUGAAUCAAACCCACCAAAAAUCUCAUUUUUUGAGAUAUUAGAAGGAGUGUAAUAAAUUCAGGUUAAUGUGUAAUAAAGGAUAAAAUACAACAGGGCAUGAGAGUAUAUUGUUCAUUUUGUGGCUUUAUUUUUAUUAUAGCACUGUAUUUAAUCCAAUUUUAUUACACCAUGAACAACAGGACAACAAAUCUUUCUUUUUAUACUGUAGUUACAUUGAAUGCAUGGAACAUAGACAUUUCUUCAGAAUAGCAUCUAUAAUGCUGUUACUUCAUAGUGCAUGUGCACUGGUGUGGUGUUGGGAAAGACGUUGACGAUUGCAGGUGGGCAGCCAUGUGUUCAUCACUUCCUGUUAUCACUCACGUUGUAGCAACAAUAAAGUUGUUUGCUUAAAAAAAAAA
Messenger RNA from Silurus meridionalis, 3478 nucleotides. RefSeq names its product cilia and flagella associated protein 251 (gene cfap251). The record is from RefSeq and is a predicted model, not a curated record. Gene Ontology annotation, cellular component: sperm flagellum. The transcript is spliced from 21 exons. The coding region runs from base 101 to 3034 and encodes 977 amino acids. NCBI's taxonomy places the organism in Eukaryota, Metazoa, Chordata, Actinopteri, Siluriformes, Siluridae. Gene Ontology annotation, molecular function: protein binding.